AUUUGUUUGAAGCAAACAACUUCGAAACUGUAGCCUUGCAGAUUUGAUACUUUGCACAACAAGGCUCGCGAGAGGAUUUUCUCCCGCUUCAAAGUCAAAUCGCGGGCCGAAAGUCAAAGUGAGGACGGAAGUCUUGGCACCGCGGUGACGCUGAGCUGUCAACAACGAUAAAUAACCACUUUUCUUAUCCUCUCUACUAAAUUCCGCCGGAGUUGCCUAUUGACAUUUGGUCCGUAGUUGCGCCCUUGGUGAUUUGCGCAUCGGAGCUUCCAAGGUUCUAAGCCGGAUACCAAAACCAGUUCCGCCAUCAACCAGCAAAAACGACAGUUUCCAACAGCUUCACAAUGGCCCCAAAGAUCUCCGAUGAGGAUGUCUGUCUAGCUAUAUACAAGUUUCUGACCGACGGAUCGUUCCCCGAGGCAGAAAGUAUCGUUUCCGCGGAGUUUCCCUCUACCGCCGCUGCCAAAGAGCUCCGACAUAUAGCCAAAUCUAGAGAGGAGGUUGAGAAUGAAAUCUCUCUGCUUAGUCGAGACACCGCAUCAGAUGUGGAUGGAUGGAUAUCCCAGGCAAAGCAGCUCCAUGAGGAUAUUGAGCGGUCAAGAUCAACGGCGCGGGAAAUCAUUCGACAGCAUGAAAUUGGACAGCAGCUUCAAGGCCAGGUUACGGAUGCUUCCAAGAAGGUUGAACUGUUGGAGAAUGAGAUCGCUUUCAACGAGGCUGUAACGAGGAAGCUGGAGGACAUUCGAACCAUCGACUAUCGCAUAUCCUCUGCCCUGAUGGCUAUUGAUCAGGACGGUCUGGAAACUGCUACUGGGCUUUUCGAAGAGAUUGAGAUGCUAAUGAAAACCACCGAUUUACCUCCGACCACUCCUGUCCUCCGUGUAUUAUCUGGAAAUGUGGCAGGCUUGCGGACUGCCAUAGCGACAACUGCGCUGCAAAAGUGGAAUUCGUUGGUCAAGCUUGACUCUAAAUUAGGCCUAAUGACUGUUGUCACUGACGACUCUGAACCCUCUUCCAACCUAGGCAAUGUCCUCAAUGCCCUGACAAAGUUGGACAUGCUGGACUCCAUUGUAGAUUCCUUAUAUAGGGAUGUUUAUUCUUAUAUCCUAGAUCCAGUCCUCUUACCACCUGGGACGGAAGAAGCCUUCACUAUCUCGUGUGAUGGAAAUUCGAUUCAAUUGCUCCCUCAACCUUCAAUCACUCAGCCAACUGACAUUUUCGAUACCCUUACUCGUUUCUUAAGAUAUCUUGAGGAAUGUCUACCAGCUACAAUCAAAAAUCCCCUGAAUUCAAAGUUAGCUCCGCCGAUGAUUUCUUCUCUCAUUUCGAAGAAGUUGCUACCUUCCAUACCCGCAGAUGUUGAUGGAAUGAGGGAAUUUCAGGUGAUAUUGGAGCAUAUCCAUAAAUUCCAACAAGCCUUAGAUGGCCUUGGUUGCCCCGGAUCGACUGAAUUAACAUCGUUUACACAACAAAUACCCCGCAUAUGGCUCAAUCAGCGACGAAUCAAAUCCUUGGAUGAAGUCAGAGUUGCUUUAUCCACUAGCUCGGGGGAGACACGUAAGGUAGAAAGGGUGGAAACAGAACAAGUGUCUCAGAAGGAUAAGGUCUUUUCUGAAAAUUCUGAUGAUUGGAAUGCUGGAUGGGCCAGUGAUAACGAACAAAGCAAUGACGCCGGUACUCAAAAACAGCCCGUCAACCAGGAGGAUGAUGAUUUUAGCGCCUGGGGACUUGACGAGCCUGAUACGCUAGAGCCAGAACAGCAGAAUAAGCCGGCUGGCGGUGAAGGAGAUGAGGAUGAAGACGCUUGGGGCUGGGGCGAUGAAGAUGAGGGCGCAGACCCUCCCCCAGAGCCAUCUAGUCAUGCGGCUCAACCUACAGCUCAUGUAAAUGGCGGUCAUGGAGACGGAAAGGAUUCCCCCCGUCGGGAAGUCACUUUAAGGGAAUUUUAUACCAUUUCGAAUAUACCCGAUGCGAUCAUGGGGAUAAUUCAAAGUCAAGUCUCAGAUUCUGAAAAGCUCGCAUCAGCAGAGUAUUCGAAUCUUCCAAUCGCUUCGUCCGGUCCUGCUCUGCUCUCACUCCCGACUCUAGUCACUGCAAUGUUCAAGGCCCUAGCACCGAUGUUCUACUCUCAAAAAUUCACCGGUGGCCAAAUGUUCUUGUACAAUGAUAGCAUGUAUUUCGCGGAGCGACUACGGGAGCUGACGGAGGCACAUAAUCUUCCCCGAUUAAAGUCCGAUACUGAAACCCUCGAGAAGUUCGGUAGGAUUGCCUACAGCAAAGAAAUGCAGGCGCAACGCACAAUAUUGUCUGAUCUGCUAGAUGGAAGCCAGGGAUUUGGCAGUUGUUCCGUACAACCCUACCUAGGAGAGUGUGAGAAUGCAGUCAGCGCAACAGUCGAUCGGAUGCGACAUCUUCAUAAAGAAUGGCAGUCCAUCUUGUCGCCAUCUGCACUUCUCCAAUCCAUAGGCUCUUUGCUCUCAACUGUCAUAAACAAGAUGAUUCUCGAUAUCGAGGACUUGAGCGAUAUUUCAGACCCUGAAUCACAACGGCUUGCAGAAUUCUGUAACAAGAUUUCUAAACUUGAGGAUUUGUUCCUUCCGGAAUCUAAAUCCGGUCAAAAUACGGUUGGUGAACAAUCAGAAGCUGUACCGAUGACGGCGGUAUAUGUCCCGAACUGGCUAAAGUUCCAAUAUCUGACUAACAUUCUUGAGAGCUCAUUGGCGGACAUCAAAUAUCUGUGGACGGAGGGUGAAUUGCAACUCGAGUUUUCUCCGGGGGAGGUAAUAGACCUGAUCAGGGCGCUCUUUGCGGAUUCGGACCAUCGGAGGAGAGCGAUUGCUGAUAUUCGCAGGUCUUCGCGAACAUCGGCAUAAAUAUAUCUAGGAUAAUGUAUUCAUUAAUUAAUCUACGGGAUGGUUCAGUACAUCAGACAAAUUUUGUUUAAGCAUACUAUAUUCUCCAUUAACUUAUUUUAAUUAUUUUCUAUUGCACUUGUCUCAUGGCAAUUUAAGCGCAUUCCCGGAAUUUGCACACUUUGCCGUUCCGGCCACCGUAAAAAAAACC
Molecule: messenger RNA, 3063 nt
Organism: Blastomyces gilchristii SLH14081
Lineage: Eukaryota; Fungi; Ascomycota; Eurotiomycetes; Onygenales; Ajellomycetaceae
Exons: 4
Coding region: 345-2873 (842 amino acids)
Biological process (GO): endoplasmic reticulum to Golgi vesicle-mediated transport; mitotic spindle assembly checkpoint signaling
Cellular component (GO): RZZ complex
Source: RefSeq, a predicted model, not a curated record